Effrenium voratum is the source of this 1157-nucleotide messenger RNA. Lineage: Eukaryota; Dinophyceae; Suessiales; Symbiodiniaceae. The record is from the annotation of a GenBank genome assembly.
AUGAGGCCUUUUCCCUUCUGCCUGCCCGAGCUGACUGAGCGGGCGGCCGAGGCCUACGAGACGGCCCUGCGCGCGUCCCCGGUGCGGAGCUUCUUCGCGCGGCUGAAGGAGCUCACGCUCAUCGACCCGGGCUACGGGGAGAGUUGGCAGAGCUACGACCUGGCGCUGUUCCGCGGCUUCGCCCAGCGCCUGGGGAAAUGCCUCGUGAACCUGCGGGCAUUGAAGGUGAUGGGCUUUGAGGACUGCGCCAUGAAGCUGGUGCUGCCCACGCUUUGGAUGCCCAAGCUCAGGCAAUUACACAUCUUCGGGUGCUGCCAGCAGAGACAGUCGCGCGCGGCGAUCCUGUCGCUGGUCAACAGGAAUCGCUUGCAGCUGGAGGAGUUGGAGCUGAACCUCUGGACGGAGUUUCUCCACGAGGCAGAGGAUCCAGUCCUUUCCCUCGAGAAGCUGCCAAAGGUGAAGCGCUUGUCGCUGCACGUGCCGCUCCUGCCUGCCUGGCAGCACUUUGGGGACCUCUGCCCCCUUUUGGAGGAGCUGACCUUCGUGUAUUCCCAGGACAUCGCCCUCAACGCAGCGAGAGUGCUGGUGGACUCUGAGCCUGGGGAGGAGGAGGAGAUCCUGGUGAAUACAAGCACUCGCAUUUACCGUGAUGCGGUGCGCUUCGCCGCGCAGCUGCAGUCCCACGGCUUCGCGGAGCUGGCGGAGCAUUGCCCCCGCCUGCAGGUGAUUCGCUUCAAGAUGUGGGACAACUCCUUUGGCUAUGACAGCACUGCGGCGAAGGAGCACUUCACCGUGUGCUGGAGGCGCAGUGAGCGCAGCAGGCCGGGUCGAGCUUUUCUGCGGGACGCGGAUGUGAACAACGCGACCCGCGCGACUCUGGAGGCCAAAGCAGCGGCCGCCGCGUGGUCGGAGUGGGACGAGGACGAAGGUCGAGAAGUCACCGAGGAGGAGGCCUUGGCGGCUGCAGCUUGCGUCAUGCUGCAGGUGCUGCGGCGCUUCGACGACCCGAGCCUCGAAGCGGAGCUGGGCCUGUGAAGGGACGCAGGCGCGCGAGCGGAGCGCUUUGGCUUUGCAGGCCGGGCGCCCUCGAGAGAUGCAACAUAUGAAGCAGGGUCUAGCGGCAAUGAUGGACUCCCUACAUGCUGCAAGUGAACCCC